Microthlaspi erraticum is the source of this 405-nucleotide messenger RNA. The record is from the annotation of a GenBank genome assembly. NCBI's taxonomy places the organism in Eukaryota, Viridiplantae, Streptophyta, Magnoliopsida, Brassicales, Brassicaceae.
AUGCAGCGGAAUCUUGGAUCCAUCGCCGCGCAGGUACAUAUCGAAAACGUGAUUAUGAAUAUCCUUCCUCUCCCCUCAAAUACCGCUGCUAUUGGACAGGUACAUCGAAAGUCGUCAUCGAUCAGGUCUAGCCGUAGUUUCCCAAUAGAUCGUAGCAGCAGAAAUGUGUCCAAGGCAGCAGCAGAAGAGGGUGCAAUGGAUGGAAGUUACUCGGAGGGACCAGUGGGGAGAGUCGUGUGGCUCCUAACUCAAAGUUAUAGUGUGUAUUUCGGAUUUAACAUAGGUGCGAUGGUAUAUGGCGAUGUUGUAGCGGAUCUUCUGGACAAGGAAGAAAAGUCAAGAGAGGCCUUCGCGAAAGAUGCAGAGGCGCAUGCCUUAGCUAUGGGUAGAAUUAGAAAGGUUUAG